AUGUAUGUGAAAUGGUUUGAUACAGUAAUGUUAUACUAUACGAUUUUAGUGAAUGUCAUUUUUUGUCACUUUCAAAUUUCCCGCCGGUUCCGUCCCCCGUACGUCCCGACGUUGCAGGGGACAGAACCAGCCAGAAGACAGAUGCUGGCAUCCGCCGGAGGACAUUACAGGGGACACUGCAGGAGGGACAUUGCGGGAGCGCAGGACAAGGUAAGAGAAGAACAGAUCCGGAGCAGCGCCGCAUUGUAAGCCCGAGUGUAGCUCGGUGUUACCGCUUGUGCUACACUCGGGAAUACCGCCAGGGAGGCUAC
Messenger RNA from Staurois parvus, 311 nucleotides. Lineage: Eukaryota; Metazoa; Chordata; Amphibia; Anura; Ranidae. The record is from the annotation of a GenBank genome assembly.